UUUGUCAAUAUGGCCGACUGCCAGGGCCGUACUGCUACCCGACGGUUGUAAUCGACGGACUCGGCUCGGCGUGUUUUUUCCUCCAGUUUGUGCCGCUUUCGGCGAGUUUUUUCGCUUUUUAACCGGCUUUGACUCUUCGCGAAGAAAAAAAAGGCCGGAGCCAGGCUCGUUUCAUGAGAGAAAAUGACACAGUUUUUACCACCGAACCUUUUGGCGCUUUUCGCCCCGAGGGAGCCGAUCCCGUUCCUGCCACCGGCGGCCAAGCUACCGCACGAAAAGAAAAACAGGGGAUACCUCGGCGUGGGCACCUUCCUCGAAUUCUUUGAGGAUCCAACAGAAACACCACCGCCUAAGAAAGUUGAAACCAGGGAGGAAAGAUUGGAGAGGAGACGUCGAGAAAGGGCUGAACAAGUUGCUUACAAACUUGAACAAGAAAUAGCUGUUUGGGAUCCUCACAGUAUUUCAACAGCUACAGUGGACCCAUUUAAGACUCUGUUUGUAGCUCGAAUUAACUAUGACACAUCCGAAUCCAAGCUCAGGAGAGAAUUUGAAAUGUACGGACCGAUAAAGAAGAUAGUUCUUAUUCAUAACACCGAGAAUGGUAAACCUCGAGGAUAUGCAUUUAUAGAAUAUGAACAUGAAAGGGAUAUGCAUUCCGCGUAUAAACAUGCAGAUGGAAAAAAAAUUGACGGAAGGAGAGUGCUUGUCGAUGUUGAAAGAGGAAGAACAGUUAAAGGGUGGCUGCCGAGGAGAUUGGGAGGAGGACUUGGCGGCACGCGAAGAGGAGGGCCUGAAGUCAACUUGAAACAUUCUGGUAGAGAAGACAACGAACGAGAAAGAGAGAGGUACAGGUUGGAAAGAGAAGCUGCAGAAAGGGAUAGGCCGUCAGGGAGAGGGGACAGAGAAAGGGAUAGGGGUGAACCUAGGCGUAGAUCCAGAAGUAGAGAUAGAGACAGGGGAGAUAGAGACAGAGAUAGGGACCGGGACAGGGAUAGAGAAAAGAAACGACGGUCCAGAAGUCGCUCGAGGGAUCGAAAAAGGAGAAGGAGCAGGGACAGAGUUCCAGACGGUGACAUUGAGGAAAUUGACGAACGUCCUCCAAGAGACAGAGAUAGGGAUAGGGAUAGAGGGGAUAGAGAUCGCGAUCGGGAACGACGAGAUAGAGACAGAAAAAGGAGGAGGAGUCGCUCUAAAGACAGAGAUCGUAAAAGGGACAGGAGAGACAGAGACAGGGGCGAUAGGGACAAAGAUAGAGACAGAAGAGAUAGAAAUGCUGGAGGUGAUGAUUAUGAAGAAAAGGUCCGGAUUAAAAUCGAACCCCCCGACGAUUAUCCUGACUAUUCGGAUAACCAUUAUAACAGAAAUGUAGAAGAAUUUAAUGAAAGUGUAAAGUAUGAAAAAGAUGAGGAUGACAGGGUGAAAUAUCUCGAAGAUAAAAAACCAGAACAUUUAGAGGAAAACGGUAGAGACCGCGAUAGAGAAAGAGAUGAUAUGGCGUUUGAUGAAGAAGAAAACUAUUAACCCCCGGGAAAGGGGAGGUUGUGUACAUCUGAUGGAUAUAUGAAAUUCCUUUAAAUUGUCCCUUUUUAGCGGAAAGUUUUCUGUUAAAAAUUGAUAAUUUAUUUUUAUCGUUCUCAAUUUUUUAAUGUUUAUUCAGAAUUACAAUUUAACCCCUUUAAGUAUAUAAAUACCAUUUUUUUAAUUUUUUUUUAAGUCUAGUAAUAUAGUAAACAUUGCAAUUGUUUAUACUAAUCGAAUUAUUCACUUCGAAAGGUUGGUACACUUUCUUAAUAUAGUUGUAAUGCCCUUUUCUGAAUCUGUGAUAUGCAGUUACAUUUAGAAUUUUUCCAUAUUAAAAACAUUAAUUAAAAUUAUUUCAGCUAUUUAUUUUAGUCCUUUGAUUGCAGCAUGUACCUGAUUUGAACUCGUAUUUUUAAAUUGCAAAAUGUGAAGAAAUUUGAAAUGUAACUGUCGAGCAAGAUGAGGAAAAAGUCAUAUUGUGACAUUUUUGGAUGUAUAUAACAAUUUUGCGCCAUUAGUAAAAUACUUAGGAGUUAAAGAGUUUUUUGAAGAUUCAAUUUUUGUGAAUUAUUUCAAUUAUAGUAAGAUGAAAUAUGGGAUUCUAUUGCCUCUACCUUGUUCUUUAUUUUUUAUUUUAUUAUUUUGUUAUGUCUGACCAAGUUUAACGUAUCUUAAAUCAGUUUUAAAUUCAUAGAGAAUCCUAGCCAUCCACGGGUUGAAAAUAGGAUGACUUGAAACAUUUCUGAUAUCUAUAAAAAAUAAUCCAUACAGUAUUUAUUCUCUAUUAAUAUAGUCAUAUUGCAAGUUACAAUUUUCUGUUCGAAAUGAAAUGUACAUAAAUAUUCUUAAGAGUUUUGAAAAUUUUCAAGAUCUAAAUGCCUAUAAAUAUACAAAAAGAUUGACGCAUUCUUGACUGUAUUUUAUUCUAAAACUAGCAGUUUGAAAUUUAAUGUAAAUAUUGACUUUAUUCUUAAGAACAUUAAAACAAUAAAUAUUAGUUGCAAACAAUUAUGAAAUUUAUGCUCUUGCACAGUUUUGAAUUUACUUUUUUUAGAAAGUAUGUUGUGACAAUCAUACUAGGUAAGAAACAGGUUCUUUUAAAUACACAUCAAAUAUAUUAUUUCAUUUUUA
Cimex lectularius (bed bug) is the source of this 2652-nucleotide messenger RNA. Its product is annotated as U1 small nuclear ribonucleoprotein 70 kDa-like. Gene Ontology annotation, biological process: mRNA splicing, via spliceosome. The transcript has 10 exons. Lineage: Eukaryota; Metazoa; Arthropoda; Insecta; Hemiptera; Cimicidae. Gene Ontology annotation, molecular function: mRNA binding; U1 snRNA binding. Bases 184 to 1521 code for a protein of 445 amino acids. Gene Ontology annotation, cellular component: precatalytic spliceosome; U1 snRNP; U2-type prespliceosome. The record is from RefSeq and is a predicted model, not a curated record.